Vicia faba (fava bean) is the source of this 297-nucleotide messenger RNA. Lineage: Eukaryota; Viridiplantae; Streptophyta; Magnoliopsida; Fabales; Fabaceae. The record is from the annotation of a GenBank genome assembly.
AUGCAUCCAGUGUUUGGGGAAGAUCAAAUAUUGCCUCUUGAAAACAAUGUAGGUCCCAAUGGUGCAGAAGACGACAACUUGGAAGAUUCCAAUAAUGUUGUUGUAAUAGGAACUUUUGAUUGCUUGGGGACCAUUGAAGAUUUGAAUAAUCUAGGUAAAAAAUUUGAUGAAGGAGGGUCCACGGGUCUAAAAGAUUCAACUGCAGUUGACCAAGAAAGUUCAUUUCAGGAAGUUAAUAUGGAUUGGACCACUGAGAGCAUUAACCAAAAAGAGUCAUGUCUGGAUGGGUCCACUUAG